Messenger RNA from Coffea arabica (coffee), 2785 nucleotides. RefSeq names its product protein EXECUTER 1, chloroplastic. Gene Ontology annotation, cellular component: thylakoid membrane. Gene Ontology annotation, biological process: singlet oxygen-mediated programmed cell death; response to singlet oxygen. NCBI's taxonomy places the organism in Eukaryota, Viridiplantae, Streptophyta, Magnoliopsida, Gentianales, Rubiaceae. The record is from RefSeq and is a predicted model, not a curated record.
GCUUAAUCCUCUCCUCCUUCAGUCUUCAGAUAGCCUCUUUUCCCCUUUUCUCUCGUCUAGCAUCAACAAGCUUGUACGAUUGCUGUAGUAGCUUCUGUACCUAACGACGUCGUUCUUAUCAUCCUCACCUUUGCUAUCUGAUUCUAGUUAUUAUUAUUUUACAUGGCGUCGAUAGCACCGCCAACUUUUCCUUCCCCGUCGACUAGAACCGAUCCGAACCCGCACAAGCUCAAUUUCUCAAACUCUGUAUUCUCGUCGUCAUCUCGACUAAAGCGCGCCUCCUCCAACUUUAACUCGCACCAUCAUUCUCUCUCUAGGGUUUCACGUUCUGAUUCUGUGCUCUGCCGCUGCAACAAAAGUGGCAUUCCGGAUAAUCCGUCCGAGGGUGAUGACUCGUUGGUUCGGGGAUGGGACUCGGCGAUUCAGGACGUGUUUCGGAAAACGAUGAAGAGGUUCGAUGAUUAUGUGAAUUCAUUCUGGAAUCAGGAUGUGAGAGUUGGUAGUGGGGUGAAAGGAGGUAUAGAUUAUGGUGGAGUCGAGCUUGAAGACUGGGAUUGGGAGCGGUGGAGAAAGCAUUUCAGUGAUGUUGAUGAGCAAGAGCGGAUUGUUUCCGUUCUCAAGUCUCAGCUAGCUAGUGCUAUCAAUAGAGAGGAUUACGAGGAUGCUGCCAGGCUUAAGGUGGCAAUUGCAGCUGCAGCUACAAGUGAUACAAUUGCCAAAGCGAUGUCACACCUGAAUAGAGCUGUGCAGGAAGAGCGCUAUGGAGAUGCAGCUCUUCUACGUGAUUAUGCUGGUGCUGGAUUGGUGGGGUGGUGGGCUGGUAUUUCAGAAGAUACUCAUGAUCCUUAUGGUUGUAUUAUUCACAUAAGUGCAGAGCAUGGGCGAUAUGUUGCUAGAAGUUAUAGUCCACGGCAGCUUGCUACAGCCAAGGAUGGCGCCCCAUUAUUUGAGAUUUUCUUUACCAUGAAUAAGAAGGGUGAAUACAAACAGCAGGCUGUUUACUUGAAACGGAGGAAAGCUCCGUUGGAUUUUCCUAUUCCUCCUUUCAAAACAUCAACUGGUACCAGUAACUUUGAUUCUCUCGGUUCAACUGAGGACAGAAGUGGCCUGUUGGAAGAAAAUGCUGAGGAUUCAACGGAUAGUGAUGAGAGGGAUGAUGACUCUAGUCUUGAGAAUACCCUGCGAGACCUGAUCCCUGGUGUGAAGGUCAAAGUUCUGAAAGUAACUGCACCAGGGAAGGUUGACAGGGAUCUUAUAUCUAAGGUCGUUGAACAAAUAAUUGAGGAAGAAGAUGAAGAACAGGACAUUGAGCUAGAAAGUACUGAUGCUGAUGAUGAAGUUAAAGAUGAAAAUGAUGAUGAGGACAAUAUUGUAUUGAAUGCUGAUAAUGGAAUUCCUUAUGGCGAAGAGCAGAGUCAAAUUGCAGUUAAGGUAGUUGUUGGAAGCUUGGUGUCAAAAUUUUCCCCUGGUUCCCAACCAAAGGACCUGCUUCGGGUCCCAGCAAGGCUAGAGAAACGGGGCCGCUUGUCAUUUACCUUUACUGUAGAGGAGGAAGAUGACAACAAACGCAUAGCUGGUGGUGACGGAAAUACUUCACCUAACAAAAAGGCUAAGCUUCAAGGUCUGCGCAGCGUGGACCAUGUGAUGCUUGAUCUUGCAAAGUUCAUUGGCAAGGGGCGGAUACCUAUGAAGGUGCUAAAGGAUGUUGGUGAAUUGAUAAAUCUCACACUUAAUCAGGCUCGAAAUCAUCAACCACUGUCUGGAUCAACAACAUUUAGUCGCAUUGAUAUCCCUGGAAAUCAGGAUCCAUUGAAUGGACUAUAUAUAGGUGCCCAUGGGCUCUAUACUUCGGAGGUUAUCCAUUUGAGGCGCAAAUUUGGUCAGUGGAAAGAAGAUGGCCGAAAGGAGGAGCCUCCCAAUGUUGGGUUCUAUGAAUAUGUCGAGGCAGUAAAACUGACGGGGGAUCCUUAUGUGCCAGCUGGCCAGAUAGCCUUCCGUGCCAAAGUUGGAAACAGAUAUCAGCUCCCUCACAAAGGGAUAAUUCCAGAAGAAUUUGGGGUGGUUGCUCGUUAUAGGGGACAAGGCAGGCUGGCUGAGCCUGGGUUUCGCAACCCUCGAUGGGUUGAUGGUGAACUUGUCAUUUUGGAUGGAAAGUACAUUAAAGGGGGGCCUGUGGUUGGGUUCGUGUAUUGGGCCCCUGAAUUCCAUUUUUUGGUGUUUUUCAAUCGGCUGAGGCUGCACCGGUGAAGUCUGCUUGUACAUAGAUUUGACGCUGUUCAUGCUUUUGCAGUCUUAUUACUAGUCUGAUGGUUUAGAUGAUCUUUACUGUUAUGAAGUCCUUCGAGUAUCACUGCAGAAAGAAAGCUGGAUGGUUUCAACUAAUUGGCAAGACUUGGAUGAAUACAUCUGACGCUUAUGAGACAGAGAAAUAUCAUGAAACUAACUACCGAACUUUUAACUAGAGGUUCGAGGAGUCCCCAAAUUUUCUGGUGCGGCAAUUUCUUAGGGCGUUGCCGCUCUGGUUUUCGGUUAGCUUCCAUGCCGGAAAUGUACAUAGGAUGUGAAUAUCUAUUUGAAAAUGGAAUUUGGCUGGAGUUUUAGUAAAUAGGAAUGUGCAAUUUUAAUGUUUAUCCCUCAUCUUUAUGACAUUCAAGUGCUAAAAAAAUGUAUGCUGUUGCAAUCUACCAUCUUUCAGGUUAAACUAACUUGACAUUCUCACCUUUUUGUUCAUUUGGUCUUGGGUUCUGUAAUGCAAAACACGAUCUCGUGUGGUUCGAGAGAUUUC